Messenger RNA from Opisthorchis viverrini, 213 nucleotides. RefSeq lists its product as hypothetical. The annotation marks the transcript as partial. NCBI's taxonomy places the organism in Eukaryota, Metazoa, Platyhelminthes, Trematoda, Opisthorchiida, Opisthorchiidae. Gene Ontology annotation, cellular component: membrane. The record is from RefSeq and is a predicted model, not a curated record. Gene Ontology annotation, molecular function: ATPase-coupled transmembrane transporter activity. Gene Ontology annotation, biological process: transmembrane transport. The transcript has a single exon.
GGAUCAGUAGCAUAUGUGCCGCAGCAACCUUGGAUUUUCAACGCCACGCUGAGAGAUAACAUCCUGUUUCACAAGCCCUAUAACCCGGUUCGAUAUGCAAAGGUUAUCCAGGCUUGCUCUCUUGUGCCAGACUUGGAAAUCCUGCCCAACGGUGAUUUGACAGAAAUUGGUGACAAGGGAAUCAAUUUGUCUGGUGGUCAGAAACAACGUGUG